ACUACAUUUAAUACUUAAAAUGUAUGUCCAUAUAUCUAAUGUGAUAUGCUAAAACUUUACACCCAUAGAUCUAAAUACCGCCUCAGUCAUGGCAACGAGUAGAUGUAGCCAGGGUUUGCAAAACCGCCGGUAACCACGCGGUUAUCAUGUUUACCGCGGGGUACGGUAAAAGAAAAACCACGAUAACCUCCUUAAAUUCAAAUACAUUUAAAAAAUAUUGAAAGUUUGAUAAAUUUUACACGAUUUCGUACGGUUUGCCACGAUUACCGCGUGGUAAUCGUGCUUAUCGCCGGGGUGCGGUAAGACGGUUUGGGAAACCAUGGCUGUAGCUAGGUGACUUUGAGUACGCAGCCGCAGACAAAUCUACUCGUGGGCGAGACCUUGUCAGGCGGCGGAGAAGGUGAAGUUGAUUGGACGAGAGAGUUUAAUGACGACGGCCGAAGAAGAUGGAGAUGGCGGAGGACUGGAGACCUGGAGUGAAGGAGAUUUUGCAUUAGGCUAGUAGGCCCAACAACAAAGAAGCUGUGUUGAGGCCCAAUACAAUUCCAUUUGCUCCGAAUUCUGAAAGACACGGGCCUGUUUCGUUUCUGUUCUAGUAGCUUGAGCUGUCGUUCGUCCUGCCAUGGCAAGCUCCUCGACACAAGCCGCUGCCACAUGUGCAGCCGGGACGGCGGCUACCGGCGCUGCGUCGCCGUCGACCACAUCCUGUACGCCAUCACGGUGCCCUGCCCCAACGCCGCCCACGGCUGCGCCGCCAGGACGCCCUACCACGACAGCCACGGCCACGCCGCCGGGUGCCCCCACGCGCCGUGCUUCUGCCCCGAGCCCGGCUGCGGCUUCGCCGCCGGCGCCACCGCCGCGCUGCUCGCCCACUUCACCGGCACGCACGGCUGGCCGGCCACCGUGAUGUGGCGCCGCAGGGCGGCGGUCGGCGUCCCGCUCCAGGAAGGCAAGCGGGUCCUCAGCCUCCUGGACGACGACGGCCGCGGCAGCCACCUGUUCCUGCUCAACGUCGCGCAGGCCGGCGAGGCCGGCCUCGUCGGCACCGUUCUCGCCGUGGAGGCGGCGGCCCACGGGCACGGCGACGCGCCGAGGUUCGAGUGCAAAGUGUCGUUCGACCGCCGUGGCACGGGGUGGCGGCAGUCGUCGACGUUCGGCGUGAGGAGCACGAACCUCUCCGGUGGGUUGCCGGCGGACGGCUUCGCGUUCGUGGCGCCCAAUCCGCCUCCCGCCGCCGCCAGCGUCACCAUCACCCUCUUCGACAUCUCCUCCGGAGAACCUGGCAGUGCUCUCCGUCCAGUCUUACCUCGCUCACGCCGCUCCCGCACUCGCUUGAGCGCGACGACGACGGCGGCGGCGGCGGUGAUUCUCCGGUGACGACAUGGGCGGGCUCCAAUGGCGGCAGAAGCUCUCAGGCAAUGGCAUCCACCGAGGAUGCAAGCAAAAAACAAGAGAUUUUGUGGAUAUCUCUUUUCCUCACUUUUGGCUGUGUAAUGUAGGAAAAGAUA
Messenger RNA from Oryza sativa Japonica Group (Japanese rice), 1508 nucleotides. Its product is annotated as E3 ubiquitin-protein ligase SINA-like 11. Gene Ontology annotation, cellular component: cytoplasm. NCBI's taxonomy places the organism in Eukaryota, Viridiplantae, Streptophyta, Magnoliopsida, Poales, Poaceae. The record is from RefSeq and is a predicted model, not a curated record. Gene Ontology annotation, molecular function: zinc ion binding; ubiquitin protein ligase activity.